GGCGUUUUGAAGCUCGUCUCUUUCACUUGUGCACCAGUACUACCACCAUGGCCUCCACUGUUAUUGCCCCUCUCAAGUAUCUUACUGUAUCCCCCCUCGCAGCACAUACAGCUACCGUGAUAUUCGUCCAUGGAUUGGGCGACACAGGGAACGGGUGGAAACCCGUCGCUGACAUGUUUCGUGUUGAGCCUGCUCUAAAGCACAUAAAAUGGAUUCUACCGCACUCACCUAUAAUGGCUGUCACUGCUAACAUGGGCAUGGAAAUGCCAUCAUGGUUUGACAUCGCUUCCUUUGGUUUGAAGGACAAGGAGGAUGAAGUCGGCAUGUUGAAGACCGUCAAAUCGCUUACUCAUUUGAUUGACACGGAGGUCGCAGCUGGAGUUGACCCCAGUCGUGUAAUUCUUGGUGGCUUCAGCCAGGGAGCCGCUAUGUCGCUCUUGACGGGACUCACGAUGGAACGCAAAUUAGCCGGGAUCGUUUCGCUCAGUGGGUGGGUUGCACUCAGAGAUAAAUUCAAAUCGAUGGCAUCUGGACACGCCACAUCAAUACCCAUUUUCGUGGGACAUGGUACUCAUGACCCGCUCGUCAAGCUAACGUUUUCUCGCGAAUCUGUUGAAUUCUUGAAAAACGAGAUCGGCAUUCCUGAGGCGACGCCCGAUAACCUAACAGGGCUGUCAUACCAUGUCUAUCAGGGUGUCGCACAUACUGCGAGCCCCGACGAGCUUGACGAUUUGAAGGCCUGGAUUACAAAGAUCAUCCCGGCGUAGUGCGAAAUGAUAGACGGGCGGUUUGAAGGAUUCUGAUGGAUACAUUAAACCGGCUAGAAACCCAAUGGACACUGUAUCAUUAGAAAGGACGUUCUCAUGCCUACUCACUUCUACGUGCGCACUGGAC
Molecule: messenger RNA, 894 nt
Organism: Guyanagaster necrorhizus
Lineage: Eukaryota; Fungi; Basidiomycota; Agaricomycetes; Agaricales; Physalacriaceae
Product: Phospholipase/carboxylesterase
Exons: 5
Coding region: 48-767 (239 amino acids)
Biological process (GO): protein depalmitoylation
Cellular component (GO): cytoplasm
Molecular function (GO): palmitoyl-(protein) hydrolase activity; carboxylic ester hydrolase activity
Source: RefSeq, a predicted model, not a curated record